AUGUUCAUUGAAGCCACCAACGCUGAUGGCUCCCGCACCUGUGCCUAUGGUGGGUGUGUGGCUCGCAUCUUGCAUCUUUCAUCUCUCAUCUUUGAGUCAACUCAAAAAUCGACUUCACCUGCGUGCGUGGUGGGGGGCAGCACCAACGGCUGCCUCUGCACCGACUCCCAGUUCAUUAAAUCCACUCGCCUCACGGCUCCCACACCUGUGCCUCUGGUACCUUCUCGUUCUCUUGUGCUUCAAGUACCUUCUCGUUCUCCUAUGCUCCAGGUACCUUCUCGUUCUCCGGUAGGCGACACUCGCUCACAGUAUACGAUCCGGGCGCCCAGAAUCUUUUGCUUAGACAUCUACCCUCUCUACGGCCUCACCCGUGACAAUUUCACCUCGCUCAAUCCCACUGUGAACUGCAUUGAGCCCCUACCCGUAGGCCUGGUGCUCACUGUCAUGCCCAAGCCAGGACUCACCCCCUGCACCGUCUACUACACCACUGUCCAGGCCGGCACACAGGUGCUGCCCACCCAGGCGGUGUGUGUGGAGCGGUGGGCAGGGGCAUGGAGGGGGCAGGUGAUCUCGGUGUGCUCGCAGUACUAUCUAGUGCAGAGCGGUGAGAUGUGCGAGGCCAUCCGCGCUGUGCCCUCCCCGCCGCUCUCCCCGCUCGACCUCUUCCGCCUCAACCCCGGCAUCAAGUGCAGCCGCCUCGUGCCGAAUACUGCUGGCCUGGACUUGCACACGGGCUUUGAGUGCUGGCGCUGGGCGCUGGCGUCGCGCUGGCGAUUGCGCCCGCCGUUGGCGCUAGCGCUGGCGCCCGCCGUCGGCGCUGGCGACCGCCGUUGGCGCUGGCGCCCGCCGUUGGCGCUGGCGCCCGCCGUUGGCGCUUGCGCCCGCCGUUGGCGCUUGCGCUGGCGCCCGCCGUCACCUCGCUGGCACGCUCGCCACUGGGAGAGCGUGACGGGGCAGGUGAAAGGGGGCGGCGCGACGGGUGCUGCAAAGGGAGAGGAUUUCGAGCCAGCAGCGGAUUUCGCGCUACUAGCAGCCAUGCCAGCAGCACAAUAA
Messenger RNA from Closterium sp. NIES-65, 1053 nucleotides. NCBI's taxonomy places the organism in Eukaryota, Viridiplantae, Streptophyta, Zygnematophyceae, Desmidiales, Closteriaceae. The record is from the annotation of a GenBank genome assembly.